Lytechinus pictus (painted urchin) is the source of this 5636-nucleotide messenger RNA. Its product is annotated as IQ domain-containing protein K-like. The transcript has 7 exons. Lineage: Eukaryota; Metazoa; Echinodermata; Echinoidea; Temnopleuroida; Toxopneustidae. Gene Ontology annotation, molecular function: protein binding. The coding region runs from base 326 to 1333 and encodes 335 amino acids. The record is from RefSeq and is a predicted model, not a curated record.
GCCAGGCGGUAGGAUUCGAGCACGUGGGUGGGGUACAUAUUUCACCAUGACAAUCACUCACGCUCUCAGAGGGAUUAAUAUUCAUUCGCUUGGAUGUCAAACAGAAUUUUAGUAACAUAAUAAUGAUUGAUUAUUUUCAUUUUUGCUAAGAAGAGAGGACAAGAUUUAAUAAAUCCCUAAAAAAUCGAGAAUAUGUACUAAAAAUAUAGGAAAAACUUUCUCUAUUUUUUGUUGACGCGGAGAAAUUCGGCGUGUGGACAGUUGUAAUUCGUCAGAAGAACUGGAAGGAACCGUUUCGUUUACAAUCAGACAAAUACAACCAAAUAUGUCGUAUAUAUCGCGGAAAAAGGAAAAAAGUCUAUGGGAUGAAAUAUGUAAAGAAUUUGCUCUCAUGCGUCCACCAUUCCAGCUGGAUGAUGAUGGAGGAUCAGUCGUCACAGAGAUCAUCGACUACAACCCCGCAGCUCAUUCACCUGUCAUGUUUGGUCACAUGUAUGAGAAGGUAGAACAUGCCGACACAGACCUUACCAGUGAAUUCAAUCCUGCCGUCUCUCACCCAGCAGCUGUAGGCUACACCAUGAUAGAGAAGCCCUCGAGGGAACCGACCCCUCGCCCAGCACCAAAACCUCCCAAAGACACUUGUACACCAAGAGAGUACCAGGAACACUAUAUCUUCCCCAUUCUGCUGCCAGCAUUGCUAGCAAUGCUAAAGCAAGCCAAAAAGGAAAGGUGUUUUGAGAGGAGGCGCUUUCGCUUCAAUGGUUUAGAUUUUUUGACUGAGUACCUUUGGAGGCAUAAUCCAGGCAUGACUGGUAGGGAGCAUGACAACCUUGAUGAAAUCCCAUUUGUUAAAUCCAUUCUUGCUGAAAACCCGAGACCUCCUCUUCCACUUUCUUUGAUUUGGAGUGAGGUUGAAGCAGCCACUAUCAUUCAAUCUUUCUUCAGAGGAUAUAAGGUCAGGAAGAUGGAGCACAUCCAGGAGCUGCGGCAAUGGCAGAAGGAGUGGCGGGAGGAGAACGCAAACAUCAAGGACAAAGUGGAGCACUUCUGGAUGGAGCAUGAACCCGGUCCAGCCCAGGAGGAGCUCCGUCGGAGUGCCAAGCAUAACAGGAGCCAGGGAUACCCAGCUUGCUUCAGGCUCCGGACAUGGAGCCCCAGCCCGGAGCCAGUCCCAUCUCCACCAGAGCUGGAGGUGGACGCUUCGGAGGUGGAUGGCACGACGACAGCUGGAGAUCAGUUAUCGCGUACAGCUGCAACAGAGAGGACAGGCUCUGUGGCUUCGACUGUCCCGUCAACAACAGUUUCAUCAAACAAGAGGACAAUUGUGUCGUAGUGGAAUUGACAAGAAAAAUAAUGGUCUUUCAAGAACUGUGUAUGUGCACUGGUUAUACCUAUGGAGAGUGUAGCAAAAUCAAUUAAAGAUGGGUGGUAUUUCAUUAAGCUGUGAGUAAGUUUUAAGUUGUUCAAGUUUUAAAAGAGCUUUAUGAAAUGCCCCCCCCCCCCUCCCCAUGUUUCAUAAAGGUGGCUAUGUCAAGGCUGAUCUAUGCAAACAACAUGCAUAGACUGGUCCCUUCAAACAAACUUUGUCAGUGUAUGCAUGCUUGUCAUUGUCAUCUAUUUCGAUGCAAGGGCUCACUUCUGUAGUAAUUGUUAGCAAAAAUACAUAAACCAUCACCAAUAAAACUUUACCACUUUUGCAACAAAGCUCAACAAGAAUUUUUCUUAGUGUUCAGAUACAAUGUGACAAAUCCCUGACGGUAUCAUAUGCUUCAUCUAUCAAAAGAUUAAUCCGAAGUUGUGCAGACAGUCUUAUAAUGAUGUGAAGAUUUUAUUUUGAUAUGGAAAGCAAUGUUAAUGGUGUCAUGAGCCUUUCUAUGCAACUUGGAAAAUUUGUUUAUAUAGUUGAAUGGAUAUGUUCACCCUAACCCUGAACAAUCAUGUGUUUUAAGCCAUGGUUACUGAUGACUUGGAACAAAAAAAAUGUUUAAUUCAAUUGCAUCAUUCAUGUGGAUGCCUAAUAAUUAAUUUUGCUAAAAGUUUUCUGAGCUUUUGCGUCAUAUCUCAAUAAACCUCUUUCCUGCACUGGUAAUAAACUAAAUAGUAGGACAUGAAAUUUAGUUUUCGAACGAUAAAAAUAUAUCUUUUAUUAUAUGAUUAUAAAGUAUCAGUAGAAUAUAUCAAAGUGCAUUUCAGAAUAUCAUAUUAAAAUUUUAUUUUAUUCACAUAAUUAAAUCACAAUCAAAUGUAAUUCAGUGUAAAAAAAUUAGAAAUGACAAAUGAAAUUUUUAUGAAACUAUUCAUAAUUGCAUUGAUGCAAUGCUGUAAUGAAUAGAAUGUUGUAAAUGUGUUAACUUACUAUAAUAUUCAGAUACUCCCAACUCGACUUAAUCUUAGUACGUCUUUCACUUCAACUUUAAGGCCAAUGUUGUUAGAUCUCAUGUUUGUAUUUGAAUUCCUCCAUACUCCACAAAUCAAACUCAGAUUUCAUCCAGUGCCAUCUAGAAUUUGGUCUGAUUUUAUGAGGGUUUUUGAGUCGCAUUUAAAACAUUUUCUACAAUAGGUCCCACGUGGAAAAUCUACACGAUAAAGCAGGUUAAGGUCUCUGAAUAUUAAGGCAGGGUUUGACUCCUGGGGCCUGUUUCAUACAUGUAAUUGCAAUAACAGUUAAUAAAAGCUACUGAAAUCCUUCAAUUUGGUUGGUUGAUGGGACAUUUGUUAUAGAUAUUGUGUGCGGUACUUGUUAUUACAACAAUAUUAUAAUUAUUUAUAUUAUAAGUCUUUAUGAAACAGUACCCUGAUGUCUGUUUCAUAAACCUGUUUGGAAGUUACACAUGACUUUAUGAAUGAUUGGUCUAUGUUCUAGUUAUAAAUGAUAAACUAGUACCCAAAAUUUCCUUGCUGUUUACCAAAGUGGGACUUAAUUUCCAAGGCUCUAAUCCAAUGUGACAAAGUACGUUAUCAUUUAAAUACUUGUUGACAACAAUGAUCAUAUUUAUUCUUUAGCUUUUGGGGAUUCAAAAUUAUUGAGAAUUAGUUUAGUAUCCUAGAACAGUUUCCAGUUCAUAUAGUCAUGUAGAACUUUACCACUUCAUUAAACAGUGCCCUGGACCCCGUCUUACAAAGAGUUGUGAUUGAUCCGAUCAACCACAACUAUGGACGGCCGGCAACGUCAACAUCUAAAAUGAUGAUUUGUUCAAAAUAUUUUCUUUUAUAUGACAUAAAUUCAUACAUUCAUCUGUCUCUUCAAGAUUCAGAGUGAUUCUCUAUGUUUAAUACAGAAAUUGUGCAAACUCACUGUAGAAAAAAAUUAUGGUAUGGAUGGAUUUCCACACAGUUGAGAUUGAUUGGAUCAAUCUUAUCUCUUUGUAAGAUGGGGCCCUGGAUUCUUGCUAUUUCAAAUUAUUUGAAUGCAUUUACCUUCCAAAACAUACUACUUUAAAUGAAGUACAAGUAUUUGUUAGCUUGAAACUAACUGCAUAAGUUUUCUACCUCUGAAGGAAAUAUAUAAUCAGUAAAAUCAUACUGCAUGCAUGAUUUGUAAUUCCAAUUUAUGAUUGCAUUAUCAUAUCAUAUAUCCCUGAUUUUCAUGAAUAUUUAUGAAUUCAUACUUAUCACAAUAUGUAAAUUUAAAUAUACUAGAAAAAAAUACAGAAAAUAUAUAAUGUACAAUGACGAACAAUUUGAGGAUGCCCAAACCAAAUAUAGACAUGUAAUACUAUAUGUAAUAACUACAUUUACAUGUUAAAUCUAAAGCAAUUACAUAAAAAGACAUGCUAAACUAGGAGUUGUUGAAUGUGACAGAAAUGCACUCUGAACAAGAACAUAUUGUUUAUAUCACUAGGCUUACUAAUGCAAGUUGAUUUCUGUUGUAUUUCUGCAUAAACCACAUAGUUCAUCAUUCAAAAAUGAUUCGCAAGGUUUAAUAGUGUUAAAUGAUUUUUCAAACUUGAUAACCCCCCCCCCCCCCUUUCUCAUAUAUAAAAAAAUUGAAAUUCUCCCUAUCAUACACUACCACUGACAAAAUUUGUUAAUAAGCAAUAAGCUAUCAAAAAUAAAGCAAUAUAUAUUUUUACAGAUAGUGAACAUAUUGCUACCAGCUUGUGUAAAGCCCCUUUCACAAUUGACGUACGACCAUUUGCGACCUUUUGGUCGUGCGACAGGCUGCAACAGGCAUCAAUCGCUAGUCAUCUCAUAAGAUCGCACAGAGGCUUUCACAGUUGCAACAGCUGUCGUACAACAAAAACAACCAGUAAACCCCGUUGCACGAGUAAGUCGCAUAUGCUCUUAUUGUGCUCGUGCGAUCACAUGCGAGUGUUGCACGAGGGAUUGCGAGCGGAACGGUCGCAUACAUGCAAAUGAAACGGUAGUGCAAUGUUGUAAGCCGUUGCGAUCGGUCUUGCAACAGUCUUAUGGCCCAUAUUUUUAUCGCAACCAGUCGCAAGACAGGUCUCUGUACAUGUAGGUCGCUUGCACAUGUGCAAGUGUUGCACGACCUCCAGUCAAGUAAAUGCGACUACUUAGUUGUACCACCUCUCGCACCAAGUCGUACAACGUUGAACAACACUCGCACGAUGAUCGCCCGACCGAUGGUACGACCCCGGGUACGGCCUGAUGCGAGUGAAUCGAUCGUAUUUGAUCGCGUUCGGAUUUUGAACAUGUUCAAAGUUCAGAUGUGACCAGUCACGACCACCUCGAGUUCGUGCGACCGUCUACAACGACUGCGAGUGCUCGCAAGACACCAAGAGAUCGAUCGUGCAACAACAAGAAAAAACUGUUGCAGGCGGUCGUAAACUGGUCGGACGUCAAUUGUGAAAGGGGCUGAACGGUCGCAUACAUCCGAAUGCAACGGUAGUGGAAUGUAGUAAGCCGUAAUUUCGAUCGGUCUUGCAACAGUCUCAUAUUAUCGCACCCAGUCGCAAGACUGGUUUCUGUAGGUCUCCAGCACAUGUGCAAGUGUUGUACGACCUCCAGUCGACUAAAUGCGACUAUACUUAGUUGUGCCACCUCUCGCACCAAGUCGUACAACGUUGAACAACACUCACACGAUGAUCGCCCGACCGAUGGUACGACCUGUUGCGAGUGAAUCAAUCGUAUUUGAUCGCGUUUGGAUUUUGAACAUGUUCAAAGUUCAGAUGCGACCAGUCACGAUCACCUCCGACCACCUCGAGUUUGUGCGAUCGUCUACAACGACUGCGAGUGCUCGCAAGACACCAAGGGAUCGAUCGUGCAACAACAAGAAAAAACUGUUGCAGGUGGUCGUAAACAGGUCGUACGUCAAUUGUGAAAGGGGCUUAACAGAAAGAAUUGGAGUAAAACAUAUAACCUGGAAUAAUACUCUCCAUACUGAUGCCAGGGUGUGAUAGCAUUUACUAUCUUGACAUUGUAUGUUUGUCAAUAAACCAGUUGUCAGCUCUGAAAAAAAAUAGAGUUAGAACUUUACAUUGUACAGUAUGUAACAAAAUAUAUUUGCUUAUUAUUGAUGUCAUGUAAAUAUGUAUAUUUCUGUAACAUAGCAAUGAUGUUGUACAUAAAGAUGGAAACAAUGAGAUCUAUACAACACUAUAAAUGCCCUUGAAAAGAAUGUACAAAAUUUAUGUGACUUUUAUUAAAGUGUCCCUUAAACCAGCAAAUGCCAA